Molecule: messenger RNA, 549 nt
Organism: Pseudopodoces humilis (Tibetan ground-tit)
Lineage: Eukaryota; Metazoa; Chordata; Aves; Passeriformes; Paridae
Source: RefSeq, a predicted model, not a curated record
GAAAAUGUUGAAAAACAUCGGGAAAAUUUCGGGGAAAAAUUUGUAGAAUUUGGGGAAAAAUUUGGGGUCUCCAAGGGCACCCACGUGCUGGUCCCGCUCGGAGGCUCCUCCCCCACCGGCUGGGAGGCGGAGCUUGACGAGGGCGUGGCCGAGCCACUGGUGGGCGUGGCCGGAAGUGACGUGGUGUGGGUGGGGCUCCGGGCCCCGCCCACGGCUCCCAUUGGUCGGUACCGGCUGAGCGUGCGCACGCGCACCGAGAGCGGCGAGUUCGCCGCGCCCUUCGACGGCGACAACGACGUGGUGCUGCUGUUCAACCCCUGGUGCCCCGAGGAUUCUGUUUACAUGGAGAAAACGGGCGAGCUCAGCGAGUACGUCCUGAACGAGAGCGGCCGCAUUUUCUACGGCACCGAGGAGCAAAUCGCCGAGAGAUCCUGGAAUUACGGCCAGGUCCGAGCCCCAAAAUCCCGGGAAUUCAGCCCAAAAAAAAUCCCCGAGGGAAAAGAGCCGGAAACGACCCAAAAAUCCGGAAUUCUCACGCGAAAAUUGGGG